Messenger RNA from Oncorhynchus gorbuscha (pink salmon), 1735 nucleotides. RefSeq names its product protein sprouty homolog 3-like. Bases 775 to 1731 code for a protein of 318 amino acids. The record is from RefSeq and is a predicted model, not a curated record. NCBI's taxonomy places the organism in Eukaryota, Metazoa, Chordata, Actinopteri, Salmoniformes, Salmonidae. Gene Ontology annotation, cellular component: cytosol; membrane. The transcript has 2 exons. Gene Ontology annotation, biological process: multicellular organism development; negative regulation of MAP kinase activity; animal organ development.
GCACUCACUUACACACACUCUCAGCUCGCAGAGAAUGAGAGGAUAAACGCACAGACAGGAAGGACUGACCCGAGAGAGUUAGAGUGAGAGACAGAGCUAGAGAGAGAGAGAGAGAGGGAGCAAGAGAGCAAGGGGGAGAGGAACAGAGAGAGUGAGAGAGACUAUCCAGCAUUCAGUCUUUAUGCUUUCAGCGAUAGGAGAGAGAAAAACUACAGAGCCAUACUACUGCAAUCUCCCUGACUGCUGGGAUAUUGGAACUUUUUUCACAAGCUUUCCUUAUUUUUUAAGAUUACAAUUAUUUGUUAAUUCUGAAGCGGAGGACCUGGCUGUUACUUUUUCUUGUGUUCUCUGGGAUAUUUCUCACGACACUCUGCCCUCUGGUCUCCACACUGUGGACCAGAGACCUCUCUGCCCCUGCUGUGCCCCUGACAAGGCAUUGUCGAACGGCUGCUUGUCAUUUGGGCAAUUGGUUGAUUGUCGUCAGGGCUGGGUUGUUGCUUCUUCAUCUUUGCGGGGAAUGACCCUAGGAGGCGUGGGAUUGGUUGCACUCCAGGGACGCUCCUGAAAAGACUGCGGAGGGGACUCAAAGCGCUGUGGCCCCACGGAACUGAGAGAGCCGCCCCUCCCCCUCGUCAACCCCAAGACGCCCCAUUUCACUGCAGCAUGGAUCUCCCCCCAUUUAGAGGUCUCUCUGAUGUGCCGUGAGAGGUGUGACUCCCCCAUCCCUGCCCCAGUCCCGACCCCAUCCCCCUCCCUCGUGCCCCUCCUUCAAGGAUGGACCCUCCCCCGGGUCGUGGCCCUGCCCCAGUCAGGAGGGACCUGGAUGGGCUGGACCUUCAGCAGGUGCCUGUCCUCUCCCUGGACCAGAUUCGCUCCAUCCGGGCCAGCAAUGACUAUGUGGAACGCCCCGUGGCCCUGGACCACACCUCACAUUCUGGCUUCUUUUACGCCCACGACGACCGCUACCCCAUCACCCAUGGGUACCCCCCUCAAGGUUACCUUCAUGGUUACUCUCAGGGGUACCCGUCCCACGCCCCUCUCCCCCGGAGUCAGAGCCAGCAGCAACACGCCCACCUGACCCAUCUGAGUCGCUCCAGUACAGCCAGCUCAGCCAUGUCCCGGACCAGCGCUGCCUCCGACCAGAGACUCCUGGCGGGUCUGACGCCCUCCCACUCUGGCCUGGCCUCAGUGGUGCGCUCCCAGCCUAAAGGAGAACUCAAGCCUGAGGCUUCCCUAGGUAAAGGCCUGGAGGAGGGAGAGGACCUGGGCUUGCACCUGUUUAUCUGUGAGCGCUGUGGGAGGUGUAAGUGUCAGGAGUGCUGCGCUCCGCGGAGCCUGCCGUCCUACUGGGUCUGUAGGCAGCGCUGCCUCUGCUCUGCUCAGAGUGUUGUGGAGUACGGCACCUGUCUGUGCUGCGUUAAGGGCCUGUUCUACCACUGCUCCGCUCAGGAUGACGAGGACAACUGUGCCGACCGGCCCUGUGCUUGCACGCCCGCCCACGCCUGCGCUCGCUGGGGUACCAUUGGCCUUCUGGCGCUGUGCCUGCCCUGUCUCUGCUGCUACCCACCUGCCAGACUGUGCCUCGCCCUGUGCCAGCGGGCCCACGACCGAGCCACCCGCCCUGGCUGCCGCUGCAGCAACACCAACACCGUGUGCCGCAAGAUCUCCACCUCCAACCCCAACCCCGGGCAUGCCCCCUUCCGCAGCAAGUCCCUGGAGAAGCCUGUAUGACAGU